Molecule: messenger RNA, 4729 nt
Organism: Oryzias latipes (Japanese medaka)
Lineage: Eukaryota; Metazoa; Chordata; Actinopteri; Beloniformes; Adrianichthyidae
Gene: sema4gb
Product: sema domain, immunoglobulin domain (Ig), transmembrane domain (TM) and short cytoplasmic domain, (semaphorin) 4Gb
Biological process (GO): positive regulation of cell migration; semaphorin-plexin signaling pathway; axon guidance
Cellular component (GO): plasma membrane
Molecular function (GO): chemorepellent activity; semaphorin receptor binding
Source: RefSeq, a predicted model, not a curated record
GGAGGGGGGCGUGCUUCUGACCGAGUGUUGGGCAAACCUGCAGCAGCAGCAGCAGUUAUUUCUCUGAGAGGACAGUCCGGUGGAUUGUGGGGGACAGCAGCAGUGGAUACGCCUCAUCUGCCAGAGGAUAUUUCAAAUCUGGGACUGCAACUAGGACAGAAGAAGGAACAAUAAUAUAUUUGGGUCUUAUGUUGAGACCUCAGCCUGUGUGUCAAACAUGAGAAACCGGAGAAUAUUUCAGCCCUUAAUGGUCUCACAGUUGCUCCUGAUGCUCCUCAGCAGCUUGUCAAGCUUAAGGGCUUUUCCUUUUAGCCCAUCACUUGACCUGGAUGUCACUCCCAGGACCACAGUCUUCUUCAAAGGGAUGUUGGACAGCUCUUAUUUUAAUGGCACUUCGCAGAACUACAGCACCCUGCUGCUCGAGGAGGAGGCUGGCCUGCUGUACGUUGGAGGAAGAGGUGCCUUAUAUGCUCUCAACGCUUCCAACAUCUCCAUCUCUGCAAACCUCACAAUUAGUUGGGAUGCUUCCCCUGAUCAGAAGAAGCAGUGUCUAAACAAAGGCAGAGACAACAAGACUCAGUGUUUCAACCACAUCCGCUUUCUGCAGCGGUUCAAUGAAACUCACCUCUACGUCUGUGGAACAAACGCUUUCAGGCCACUUUGUGCUUAUAUAGAUGCAGAGAAGUUUACCUUUUCCUCAGCAGUUGAAGAGGGCAGGGACAGGUGCCCAUACGAUCCAGCAAAGGGGUUCACUGGUCUUCUCAUAGAUGGUGAGAUGUUCACAGCCUCUCAGUAUGAGUUUCGCAGUUCACCGGAUAUUCGCAGAAUCUUCCCCUUCCCCACACUUCGGACAGAAGAAGCUCCCACCAGAUGGCUUUUGGAGGCGGAUUUCGUGGGCUCCGUGCUGCUGAAGGAGAGCAUCAACAGCUCCAUCGGUGAUGAUGACAAGAUUUACUUCUUCUUCACUGAAGGAAGUCAGGAGCAGAUUGCCUACCCGAGUCAAACCAAGGUUUCCAGGGUAGCACGGGUCUGCAAGACUGACUGGGGAGGCCAGAGGACGUUGCAAAGGAAGUGGACCACCUUUCUUAAGGCUAGAAUAGUGUGUUCCGUCCCAGAAUAUGAGCUGCAUGUCAACAUCCUGCGUGACGUCUUUGUCCUGAAGGGGCGAGAUGCUCAAAGCAGUAUCUUUUAUGGCAUUUUCGGUCUGGAAUGGAAAAAUAUCAAAGCCUCUGCUGUCUGCCAGUAUGCCUUCUCAGAUGUACAUAAGGUUUUUGAAGGACCGUACAUGGAGGUGCAGGAUGCGAAGUGGCGGGAGUACACGGGAAAGGUUCCAGAGCCAAGACCUGGAUCUUGUAUAACAGAUCUGCAUAGAUCCAGGGGCAUCAACUCAUCUCGAGAUCUCCCCGAUAAUGUCCUCACUUUUGCCAGGAGACAUCCACUGAUGGCCAACCAGGUGCAUCCAAUCGGCAUGCGGCCACUUAUGUUCAAAAGGAACGCCAACUAUGUGAAGAUAGCGGUGCACAAGGAACCGGCACUUGAUGGAAAGAUUUAUACCAUCUUGUUUUUGGGAACUGAUAAUGGAUGGUUGCACAGAGCAGUAGACAUCGAUGGAGAAAUGCACAUUAUAGAAGAGUUGCAGUUGUUCUACACACCUCAGCCAAUAGAGAGCAUGGUCAUUUCUUCCGUUCAGAGAAGCAUCUAUGUUGGCACCCACUCUGGGGUUGUUCAGGUACCUAUGUCAGCCUGUCGGAGGUACACGUCCUGCUAUGACUGUGUGUUUGCCAAGGACCCCUUCUGUGGCUGGGAUGGAAGAGUGUGUGUGGAAAUAUCCUCCCGCUUGCAAAGGUCAAAUCUAACCCAGGAUAUUACAAGAGGAAUCAGAGGCUGUAAGGAAAAUUCAGGAAAUGUGGUCCACCGGAGGCGUUCCGUUAUGUCUGGGGAUGACGUGCUCCUCCAGUGCGAAUUACACUCCAACCUGGCAACUCCCCACUGGACUCUUAAUGGAAAGGAGCUACUUGGAUAUGGACUUAAUUCGGGCUACCGCAUAGGCACAGACGGUCUCCUCCUAAUUGGAGCUCGCACCCAGCAGAGUGGCUCCUAUCGCUGCUUUGCUGUGGAGAACUCAGUUUCUGUCUUGGUUUAUCUUUACACAGUUAAGGUUCAUACUGAUCCAUUCUUCCCUGUGGAGCCCACAGCCACAACUAUCCCCACUACAAUCUCAAGCUCAUCUGUUUUCUCCACCAGCAGCCCCACAGAGCAGCCUUUGCCUUCGCCUCCUGCCCCCCUACAUCCACAAGUUGAAUUUCAAACCUUCAGACAUAUGGAGGCUGUUUACAUCUCGCUGGUGGCAGUUCUUGGAGGUCUUUGCUUGGUGUUGACAGUGGUCCUGCUUUAUGUGAGCUUCUGCACCAGGAGGGGUCAUCGUCGGAAGUUUCCCCACCAAGGCCUGCACGUUCUUGGAUCCUCAGAUAGAAAGAGGAGCUCUCAUCUCGAGCUUCAAACCAUCUCUAGCUUCUACAAUGGCCGUCAGGGACGUCGAUCCAUCUCUGUUCCAACUUUUGGAGAUCUUGCCGAUAGUUUUCUUCAGAUAAUUCCAGCAGAGGACCAGAUGUCUCCAGGCAAAUCCCCUCCACCAGCUCCUCCUCUUCCUAUGCCUCCUCCUCUUCCAAAUAUGGACUAUGCCAAUGGACUCUCCUCCACUUUGCCCACCGUGUUGAGAAAAAUUAACGGGAACAGCUAUGUACUACUGAGCCAAACCGACCCUGAUGGAAUGUCACCACUCUACCACUCCUUCACAGAGGAGCUGAACAGGAUCCUGGAGAAGAGGAAACACACUCAACUGGAGCUGCAACCAGAUGAGAGCUCUAUCUAGGACAUAGAUUCCCAUCUUUGUCUGACAGUUAUUUAUAUGUGACCCACCUGUAUCCUGUAGCUGCAGGAUGAACUGGAGUGAUGCUCAAAAAUCUGCGGCUCUUGUUUCAACUCAAGCAACUUAUCUCAUGACUAGAAGCAGCUCAUGUAUGUCGGAAAUGACUAGGCAGAAUCUGCUGUUGUCGUGGGGCUGUGAAAAACUUUUUUUCCCCAUAAACUGCACAAAUAGGAGCUUCAUGGGUGUAACAAAGGGGGUAAACUGCACAUUGAGCCACACACCCAUAUUAAGGUUUUCAAGAAAGUGUUAUAACACACAAUAUUGAACUUUUAUGGACCUUUUUAAUGACAGUCCUCCUUUGAAGUACCAGUGCACCUUUGUUUUCAGCUGUAGCAGUCUCUAACCUGAAAACCUGGACUCAAACCUCAGAUGCUGUUAUUUAUUUAUUUGUGUUGGACAGAACUGUGGGUGGGCAUUUCUAAAGUGUGAAGACAGAUAAACUGCUGAAAGACUUGCAUCAAAGCCUUUUUUACAGAGGUAUUGUGCCUGCUAAGGACGAUGAAUCAUCCAAUCCAUGUCAUGUCUUUUCUUAUGGAAAAAAAAAGAUUUUUAUCCAGACCUUUAAAAAUCCUAUACUAAACAGCAACAUUUUCUUUUUUUUUGUUAUUGUUGGAAACCAAAUGGUGAUUUCAUUUCUCCUGUUAUAAAAUUAUCUAGUUUAAACAAUGCUUUGGAGAGACUUGGUGGUGUUUAAAUAUUUAGUUUAGGUUUUUAAAUGUUUUUUUUUUAAUUAAAGGACCAAAUUACUGAACUGAAAUUUGCUAAAGCCAGUGUGAAAUUUAUGUUAAAACAUCAUGAGUGAUAAAGCCCCCAAAUUAUUAUGAUAUUAAGAUUUAGCAGUUUGUUUAAAAUAAAAUUCAAACUUCCAUUUUUGACAUUUCUUUAGAAUAAGAUGUUGGAAUAGUUGUUUUUUGUUCUUCAUUCAGGAAAUCCCAGACUCCCAAGAUGCAAGCUGCUCAAGUAUUUAUACCUUGAUAAGCUAUUUUUGUUUAAAUUACAGACAAUUUUCAUGAUUGCUUUUUACAGGUUUUAACCCAAACUUGUGAAAAUGAUCAGAUUGACUUUGAAAAGACUUCCAAAAAGGAUUCAAAAUGCUAAUAAACUAAAAUAUCCCAAGAAAAGCUCAAAGGCUUUGCAGUAAACUUAUUUAAGAUUCUGAAGCAAAGUUUAUCUACAAAAUUCAUGACAGGUUAUGGAGGUGAAACAUAGCGGAACUACUAAAGAAAAGAUUUGUUUGACUUUUUUUUUAUAGAGUUUUCCUUAUCCCCCAAAACACUGCAGUCUUGUUAAAUUAGUUAUUUAAAAAAAACAACCUCAAAAUGUUACCAAUGUUAUCAUUUGUUAAUGUUUUUUGUGACUUUUGCACAUUCUCUUUUUAGUAGAGAGCCAUAAUUAUAAAGACAUGAUAGAUUUUCAGCUUCAGUGCAUGACAGAUGUAUUUCAGUACAUUUAUUUAAGUCGCGCUAUUGUCAGUUCCCUCAUGUAAAUAGCAAUAAUUAUUGCAUUACUUUGGCAGCUGUUAGUAGCAAUGCUUUGUACUAAUGCCAACAGGAACACCUGCAACAGAUUACUUUUCUCUUUUUUAUUUGAUGGCAGUUUUUUUCUGAUUUAAGUAUUUGUGGAAAAUAAAAAAAACUACUGUCACUUAUCAGCUAAAGUGACUGAAACUGCAGUUGGGGUUAAAGAGAAUGGAAAAUAGCAGUAUUCACUCAGAAAGAGUGGAUGAGAUGAUGUAAAGAAAAUGGUAAAUUAUGCUGUUUAUAUUUAUAUGAAUAAAUUACAUAUUUGAAAGGUGUAAAA